AUGAAAAAAUUUUGGGAGGAGAUAUCGAAACCAUAUUUUGCAGUUGCACCUAUGGUUGGAAACUCCGAAGAGGCCUGGCGUAGACUGUCAAAAAGAUAUGGAGCCAAUAUGUUCUAUACGCAAAUGGUGCACUGUGAAUCGUUUUUACGUGGGCCUAGAAAUCCUGUGAGGAAUCAGUGGUACACAACGUCAGAAGAAGAUAGACCUCUGAUAAUCCAGAUUUGCGGGAAUUCUCCCGAGGCCAUGCUAGAGGCAGCAUUGAUAAUGCAGGAUCAUUGUGAUGCAAUUGAUAUUAACUUUGGGUGCCCACAGAGGGUGGCCAGGAAGGGUGGUUAUGGAGCAUAUCUGCAAGAGAACUGGGAUUUGACAGAAAAAAUAGUGAAGACUCUAUCCACUAAUCUUAGCAUUCCUGUCUUCUGCAAAAUAAGAGUAUUUGAGUCGAUAGAAAAAACUGUAGAGUACACGAGGAUGAUUGAAAAGGCAGGAUGCUCUUUACUAGCUGUGCAUGGCAGGACAAGGGACCAGAAAGGAAAAGCAAUGGGAUUUGCAAGCUGGGACCAUAUCAAAGCGGUUAAGGAGAGCUUGACGAUCCCUGUCCUUUCAAAUGGAAAUAUAAUGGUUCAUAGCGAUAUCUGGAGAUGUUUGGAGUAUACGAAGUGUGAUGGAGUAAUGGUAGGAGAGACUCAUCUUUAUAAUCCUCUUAUAUUCACAGGGGAAAGUAAGCCAUGUCUUGAGAUAAUUAGAGAGUAUUUGGAUAUAUGCAUGGAGUUUCCAGGAAGCGCGGAUGUAGGGCACAUGAAAUCUCACAUAUUCAAGCUGCUGUAUAACUAUUUUCUUACAAAUCCCGACAGGAGGCCCAUUGUUGACUCCUGUAACACCAUAGAGAAGUUUUACAAGUUUUACUUAGAUCUUGUGAAAGAAAUGGAAUCUACAAUAAACGAAAGGGGAACCUCUGAGGUCUAUAAGAUGAAGCCCCGUCCUGUUCUUGAUACAAACAUGAUUGAUAAUAGUAAAAGUAGGUGA
Encephalitozoon romaleae SJ-2008 is the source of this 1023-nucleotide messenger RNA. Its product is annotated as tRNA-dihydrouridine synthase. The transcript has a single exon. The record is from RefSeq and is a predicted model, not a curated record. Gene Ontology annotation, molecular function: flavin adenine dinucleotide binding; tRNA dihydrouridine synthase activity. NCBI's taxonomy places the organism in Eukaryota, Fungi, Microsporidia, Unikaryonidae. Gene Ontology annotation, biological process: tRNA processing. The coding region runs from base 1 to 1023 and encodes 340 amino acids.